GCUGGGUCGGUUUUGUCCAGUGCAACGAAAAACAUCGUGAUUGCUCGCGACGCCCAUCUCCCACACAACGUCACCGUCAGAGACGCAGCUGAACCACCGUUUACAGCCUCGGUAAAUCUGCCAAAAUGUCCGCUUUGUACAACCUCAUCUUCCGCAACAACACCGCCUUUGUCGGCGCUGUCUUCGCUGGUGCCUUCGCCUUCGAGUUGGCCUAUGACAACGGCAUGGACAAGGUCUGGGACAAGAUCAACAAGGGGCGCCAAUGGAAGGACAUCCGCCACAAGUACGUCGAGGCUGAGGAGUAAACAUGACGACUUGGGAGCAACUUUUCAAGACAUGGAAACGCCGACCCGAUGAGGAUCAGACGACAGCCUCUAGGAGAAAGUGGGACGUGGUCGACGGCCAUUGAUUGCUAGAGGAAUGGGCGACUUUUCCUGACGCUUCUGCCUACCAAGCCCCUAUUUCUACCGUAUUGUACAAAAUCAAUAUUCACCAUGGCGAAAGACACAUAGACGAAUGACCAUAGCCCGACUACAAGGCUGAAGAGUAGGAGCAUUGAGCAAUUCUCUCUGCCAGCUUUUGAUCUGAGGAACCUCAGCAUGAAGCAAGCCCGGCAACCGAACGGCCCAGCCUGGAUUUCGGACGUGUGUAUGUGUGGGCAAUGUCUGCUUUAAAUUUCCCAGCGUUGCGUAGCAGGCUGAAGCGUUCGAUGAACUGCGCAGUUCGAGCUGACCUUCGCAAUCUCUGACGUCUUUACGCAGCGGCUUUGAUGGUCGGUCGGACGGCAUGGAUUUUUCACACACCAAGCGCCAGCCCCUGGCAAGCUACGUUAGCUGGCACUGUGGCCUGUGGUAUGUGGUAUGUAGAGGUAGUAGAGUAUAGAGGUACCUACCGGCUGGUGCUCGACAUGGUGAUUAUUCGCUGAGGAACCUCUACAUUUGACCUACUAACUUUUUGUUCUGUCCCUACCGUACCUCUACCGGUACUUCAGGAGCAACACGGUGCAAUGCACGAUGAUGAUUAUCAAUAUACGGUGUGGACGACAUCAGGACGGGAGGUUCAGUUUGUAACAAGUCGCUCGGUUAGGUAUAGUAGCGGAAGCACACGCGUACUUCUGAGGGUAAGCGUGGCCC
This is a messenger RNA of Neurospora crassa OR74A, 1133 nucleotides long. RefSeq lists its product as hypothetical. The record is from RefSeq and is a predicted model, not a curated record. Gene Ontology annotation, biological process: mitochondrial electron transport, ubiquinol to cytochrome c. NCBI's taxonomy places the organism in Eukaryota, Fungi, Ascomycota, Sordariomycetes, Sordariales, Sordariaceae. Bases 126 to 305 code for a protein of 59 amino acids. The transcript is spliced from 5 exons.